UAUUAGGGUGGGUAAAGGGGAAUGUUUUUCAGGGUCAGUGCUGCACUCAUUUAUUUAGCAUUGCAAUUGAUUGUGGAGUUGAACUAAGAAAAGGCAUCAUCCAUUACAAUGGAAUGCUUCCUUCAGAGACACCAAGAUUUGUGAUUUGUGUCAAAAAGUUGAGAAAGGAGCACACAGCGCAGUUUGCCUUUGCCAUUCUCCCCACUAAACAAGUGUGGUUGCUGUUUAUUUGUUUAUUUCUCCACUUGGAUGAAAGAGAUUUGACUAAGCGAAAGACAACUGCACAUUUUUCGAUCCCUUUUACUUCGGCAUAUAAAAUGCAACCCCCAGGUUAUCUGCAAGCAAUAGCUCUCCAACAUGAGUUCGUUUGCACAUGGAAAGAGCAGCAGCACUACCAUCCUCUUGCUUUUUAUUUCUUUUUUCACACUUCUGAGUGAUCUGUGUACAUUACUCGUUCCUGUGGAUGCCAAAAGCCACGUGUACGUUGUUUAUAUGGGCAAAAGACCACAUGACAAUGAAGAGCUGUUGGUAAAGACCCAUCAUGGAGUUCUUGCCUCCGUCCUUGGGAGCCAAGAAGCACCUGCAGAUUCCAUGGUGUAUAACUAUAAAUAUGGAUUUUCGGGUUUUGCAGCAAAGCUUACAAUGGCUCAAGCACAAAAGAUCUCAGAGUUGCCUACUGUGAUUAAAGUCAUACCGAAUCGUCUUCACAAAAUGCAAACCACUAGGAGCUGGGACUACCUUCAACUCUCUCCACGACUUCAGAACUCUCUUCUACAGAAAUCGAGAAUGGGAAACGGGGCCAUCAUUGGCCUCCUUGAUACAGGGAUCUGGCCAGAAUCUGAAGUAUUCAGUGACAAUGGUCUAGGGCCCGUUCCCUCUAGGUGGAAGGGUAUCUGUGAGUCAGGAGAGUUGUUCAGUCCAGGUAAGGCCUGUAGCAGAAAGCUAAUUGGAGCCCGGUAUUUCAUCAAGGGGCUGGAAGCUGCAUAUGGACAUCCAUACAAUAAUAGUGGGUUCCAAGAUUACUUGUCUCCGAGAGAUUACGCAGGACAUGGCACACACGUCUCUUCAGUUGCCAGUGGCUCCUUUGUAGCCAAUGUUAGUUACCAUGGCCUAGCUGUUGGAACAGUAAGAGGUGGCGCACCCCAGUCUCGGCUCGCUAUGUAUAAAGUCUGCUGGCAACUGAAUGGAGGAGUAUGCUCAGACGCAGACAUUCUCAAGGCCAUCGACCAAGCCAUACACGAUGGCGUAGAUGUUCUCUCUCUGUCCCUUGGCCCUACCUUUCCUUCAUAUUCUGAUGUCGACAUGCACAAUGGGGUUGCAAUUGGAACAUUUCAUGCUAUCGUGAAGGGGAUAGUUGUCGUUGGUGCAGCAGGAAAUUAUGGUCCAGCUGCUUACUCUGUAGCAAAUAUAGAACCAUGGUUGUUGACAGUCGCUGCAAGUUCUGUGGAUCGUUCAUUCUUAGUAGCGAUUACAUUGGGAAACAACUGGACUACCGUGGGACAAGGGAUGUUCAGUGGAAAGUUGAGGAGGUUCCACAAUUUAGUAUAUCCCGAGGUUUCUGAUCUGGAGGAUGAACGCGCCUGCGAAUCUCUAUCCUUAAAUGAUACGUGGGCAGCCGGAAAUGUGGUUCUCUGUUUCGCAUCAGACGAUUUUAAUGACAAUACACACCAUACUUCUCGGUCUGUCAAAAAAGUUGGUGCGUUGGGGCUCAUUGUUGCCAAGAACCCUACCAAGGACGUUGAACCAUUCAUAAACCACUUUCCAUGCGUUCAAGUAAGCCUUGAGAUUGGAAUGCAUAUACUUAACUAUAUCCGCUCUACCAGAAAUCCUCAAGUCAACAUCGGUCCUUCGAGGACACGAAUCGGCCAAUCAUUGUCCACCACUGUGGCCUACUUUUCGUCUCGAGGACCUAAUUCAGUUGCUCCAGCAAUACUGAAGCCCGAUAUUGCUGCUCCAGGCGUUGCUAUUUUAGCUGCAGUUCCUCCCUCUGAUCCAAAGGAUAAAAACUCUUACGCUUUUAUUUCUGGGACAUCCAUGGCAACUCCUCAUGUAUCAGCCAUUGUUGCCCUUCUCAAAUCUUUGCACUCGCAUUGGUCCCCUGCUGCAAUUAAGUCAGCUAUCGUUACAACAGCCUGGACUUCGGAUCCAUAUGGUGAAACAAUAUUCGCAGAGGGACGCCCAAUCAAGUCUGCGGGUCCUUUUGAUUUUGGAGGUGGAAUUGUGAACCCCAAUAAAGCAGUGGACCCUGGUCUUGUAUAUGACAUGGGAAUGGCAGACUAUAUUCGGUAUUUCUGUGCCAUGGGCUACAAUGACUCUGCCAUUUCAGGGAUUACCAAGAAGCCCAUAUCUUGCCCCAAAAGACGGCCAUCUAUUCUUGACACAAACGUGCCAUCCAUAACAAUACCUGGCCUCAAACACUCCGUGACUGUCACCAGAACUGUCACCAAUGUGGGUGCAGUCAACUCCACAUACAAGGCUGCCAUUGAGACUCCACCCGGGCCCGGCAUAGCCAUAGCUGUAAAGCCUCGUAUGCUAAAAUUCAACCACAAGAGGAAGAUCAUCUCCUUCACCGUCACUGUCUCUUCUAAUCAUAGAGUCACAACCGGAUACUGUUUUGGAAGCUUGACAUGGCUUGAUGGGGUUCAUUCUGUUAGAAUCCCAAUAUCCGUAAGAACUGACAUUUGACAUUGCACUCAAAUGGGCAGAUUUGUAUGAUCAAUAUCAUUUAACUGAUAUUUGACGUUGCAC
This is a messenger RNA of Momordica charantia (bitter melon), 2748 nucleotides long. Its product is annotated as subtilisin-like protease SBT3.9. Gene Ontology annotation, molecular function: serine-type endopeptidase activity. NCBI's taxonomy places the organism in Eukaryota, Viridiplantae, Streptophyta, Magnoliopsida, Cucurbitales, Cucurbitaceae. The record is from RefSeq and is a predicted model, not a curated record. Gene Ontology annotation, biological process: proteolysis.